CUGGCUUCACUGGACGAUGGAUGGAGGACAACCUGCCCCUUCAUCUCUAGCGCCCUUUGGGAAUACAUCAACAGACUCUAGCAUGUCCCUGGAGCAGAAAACCACAUUUGUUUUUGUGAUUUUGUUGUUUAUUUUCUUGGGCAUCCUCAUUGUCAGGUGCUUCCGGAUUCUUCUAGACCCAUAUAGGAGCAUGCCGACCUCGACCUGGGCUGAUGGACUUGAAGGUCUGGAGAAAGGGCAGUUUGACCAUGCCCUUGCUUAGCAAGGAAGGAACAGGAUCCCCUCCUGAGAAGUGCAAGUGAUUUUUGUCUUGGA
Messenger RNA from Talpa occidentalis (Iberian mole), 315 nucleotides. RefSeq names its product cortexin 3 (gene CTXN3). The coding region runs from base 17 to 262 and encodes 81 amino acids. The record is from RefSeq and is a predicted model, not a curated record. The transcript has a single exon. Lineage: Eukaryota; Metazoa; Chordata; Mammalia; Eulipotyphla; Talpidae.